Candidozyma haemuli is the source of this 3432-nucleotide messenger RNA. RefSeq names its product DNA-directed RNA polymerase III core subunit. Gene Ontology annotation, biological process: DNA-templated transcription. The record is from RefSeq and is a predicted model, not a curated record. Gene Ontology annotation, molecular function: ribonucleoside binding; DNA binding; DNA-directed RNA polymerase activity. Lineage: Eukaryota; Fungi; Ascomycota; Pichiomycetes; Serinales; Metschnikowiaceae. The coding region runs from base 1 to 3432 and encodes 1143 amino acids. The transcript has 2 exons. Gene Ontology annotation, cellular component: RNA polymerase III complex.
AUGAAGCGCAAGUCUACAAGCACCAUGGAGGUAGAUGACUCCUUCCUGCCGCUCCUUCAGGAGGAGUACAAGGGGAAAAAGCUCUACGACCCGAUCAACACGGCCGAGGAUAAAUGGCAGCUUUUACCUGCUUUCUUGAAAGUGAAAGGUUUGGUGAAGCAGCAUUUGGACUCCUUCAAUUACUUUGUGGAUGUGGAUCUUAAGAAGAUUAUCAAGGCCAACGAGCUUGUUUUGUCGGAUGUGGACCCCCAGUUCUACCUUAAGUACUUGGAUAUCAGAGUGGGACACAAACUGUCGCUGCCUCCAGGCACCAAAGAGGUGAUUAUGGCUCCUCACGAAUGUAGACUUCGUGACUUGACCUACUCGGCUCCGAUUUACGUGGAUGUCGAGUAUACGAGAGGCCGCAAGAUCAUUAUGCAUAAGGACUUGGAAAUCGGCAGAAUGCCCGUGAUGUUGAGGUCCAACAAGUGUGUUUUGGAUGGUAUUGACGAGCAGCAGAUGGCCAAGUUUGAAGAGUGUCCUAUUGAUCCUGGUGGAUACUUUAUUGUGAAUGGUACGGAAAAGGUUAUUUUGGUCCAGGAACAGCUUUCGAAGAACAGAAUUAUCGUCGAGGCUGACGAGAAGAAGGGCAUUGUCCAGGCCUCCGUUACGUCGUCUACACACGAGAGAAAGUCCAAAACAUACGUUAUUUCCAAGAACGAUAAGAUCUACUUAAAGCAUAACUCCAUCGCUGAAGAUGUGCCCAUUGUGAUUGCUUUGAAGGCUGCCGGUAUCGUCUCUGAUAUGGAGGUGUUACAGCUUGUUUGUGGCUCAAACCCACAGUACCAAGACCUUUUCGCUAUCAACUUCGAGGAGGCCGCCAAGCUCGGCGUUUUCACUCAACAGCAGGCUCUUUUGUAUAUCGGAAGAAGAGUGAAAACCAUUCGUCGUGCUGGUGCCCCAAGACUAUCGCAGCUCCAGGAAGGUAUUGAGGCUAUUGCCACUACGGUGAUCGCCCAUUUAACAGUUUCAGACCUCAACUUCCGUGAAAAAGCUCUUUACAUUGCCAUUAUGGCCAGAAGAGUAGACUACGUUGGUAACAAGCGUCUAGAGCUUGCAGGCCAGCUUUUGUCGUUGCUUUUCGAGGAUUUAUUCAAAAAGUUUAAUUCUGAUUUCAAAGCUAACAUCGAUAAAGUCAUGAAGAAACCAAGCCGAACCUCCGAGUUUGAUGCUUUGCUUUCUAUCAACAUUUAUUCUAACAACAUCACCAUGGGAAUGAACCGUGCUAUUUCAACAGGUAACUGGUCCCUUAAACGUUUUAAGAUGGAAAGAGCCGGUGUCACCCAUGUCUUGUCUCGUUUGUCUUAUAUUUCCGCAUUGGGUAUGAUGACUCGUAUUUCUUCCCAGUUCGAAAAAUCCAGAAAGGUUUCUGGUCCCAGAGCGUUGCAGCCUUCGCAGUUUGGUAUGUUGUGUACUUCUGAUACUCCAGAGGGUGAGGCCUGUGGUUUGGUUAAGAACUUGGCCCUCAUGACACAUAUCACUACAGAUGACGAAGAACCUCCAAUCAGGAAGUUGUGCUUCAUUUUGGGUUGUGAGGACAUUAUGAGUGUUGACUCUGCCACCCUCUACUCUGAGGGUAACUUUGGCAUCUUCUUGAACGGUACAAUGAUCGGAACUACACGUUUCCCUGUGAAGUUCGUCAGAGACUUCCGUGCCAUGAGACGUACAGGUAAGAUAUCCGCGUUUGUAUCUAUCUUUACAAACACUCAUCAGAGUGCCGUUCAUAUUGCCACAGAUGGUGGUCGUAUUUGUCGUCCAUUGAUCAUUGUGGACGAUAAGACCAAGCUUCCUAAGGUGAAGGCUUCUCACUUGAAGAAGUUGAUGCUGGGUGAUUGGGUCUUUGACGAUUUCUUGCACCACGGACUUGUGGAGUACUUGGAUGUCAACGAAGAGAACGAUUCUUUAAUUGCAUUGUACGAGAAGGAUCUCGUCGAAAGUUCACAUCUUCCAUACACACAUCUAGAAAUUGAACCUUUCACUGUCUUGGGUGCUGUGGCCGGAUUGAUUCCUUACCCUCACCACAACCAGUCACCAAGAAACACUUACCAGUGCGCUAUGGGUAAGCAAGCCAUUGGUGCCAUUGCAUAUAAUCAGUUCAGAAGGAUUGAUACUCUUCUAUACUUCAUGGUCUACCCACAACAGCCUAUGGUGAAGACCAAGACCAUUGAAUUAAUUGACUACGAUAAGCUUCCGGCUGGUCAGAACGCUACUGUGGCUGUCAUGUCUUAUUCUGGUUACGAUAUUGAAGAUGCUUUGGUGUUGAACAAGGCCUCCAUUGACCGUGGUUUCGGUAGAUGUCAGGUUGUUAGAAAGAACACCAUUCAGCUUAAGAGGUACCCUAACCAUACUAAGGAUAUUGUUGCUGGUAUGCGUGUGGAUGAAAACGGUGAACCAAUCUUCUCACAUUCAGCCUUGGGUCCAGAUGGUUUGGGUGAAGUCGGCAUGAAGAUUGAAAAUGGUCAAGUCUACGCCAACAAGCAAGUUCCAGUCAAUGCUGGUGAAUCUGUCUUGGGUGACGCUAACCCACCUCCUGGUGGAGAAUCUCAUAGAGAAACGCCAGCUUACUACAAGGGUCCUGAGCCUUCUUACGUUGAUCAGGUCAUGAUGUCUGUCUCUGAUAACGAUCAAGCACUUAUCAAGGUUUUGAUGAGACAGACGCGAAGACCCGAACUUGGUGAUAAGUUCUCGUCCAGACACGGUCAGAAGGGUGUUUGUGGUAUUAUCGUUCAGCAGGAAGACUUGCCAUUCAACGACGACGGUAUUUCUCCAGAUAUUAUUAUGAACCCACACGGUUUCCCAUCUCGUAUGACGGUCGGUAAGAUGAUGGAACUUAUUUCAGGUAAAGCUGGUGUUUUGAACGGCAGUCUAGAAUACGGUACCUGUUUUGGCGGUUCCAAAUUGGAAGAAAUGUCCCAGAUCUUGGUCGAUAAGGGUUUCAAUUACUCUGGUAAAGACAUGUUGUAUUCUGGUAUUACAGGUGAGUGUCUUCAAGCGUACAUUUUCUUUGGCCCUAUCUACUACCAGAAAUUGAAGCAUAUGGUCUUGGAUAAAAUGCACGCCAGAGCAAGAGGUCCUAGAGCCGUUUUGACAAGACAACCUACCGAGGGUAGAUCCAGAGAUGGUGGUUUGAGAUUGGGUGAGAUGGAAAGAGACUGUGUGAUCGCUUAUGGUGCUUCUCAGCUUUUACUAGAAAGAUUGAUGGUCUCUUCCGACGCUUUUGAAGUGGAUGUCUGCAACAACUGUGGAUUGAUGGGUUACAGCUCUUGGUGUAAGACCUGUAAGAGCUCUGAGUACAUCAUCAAGAUGACCAUCCCAUAUGCUGCCAAGUUGUUGUUCCAGGAGCUUUUGUCUAUGAACAUUGCUCCUAGAUUGAAGUUGGGCGACGUGUUUUAA